AUUCCCCAGGCGUUCCUCCAAGUGCCAAUGCUCAUCAUCUUUUCAGAGGGUUCAGCUUCGUUGCCUCUAAUUUGGUGCAGGAGCCUGCACAGCAAGAUGUGCACAAAAUCACCGUCCAUCCAAUUGUGCAGCAAUUACACGGGAACAACAUUCACUUUACAGAUGGGUACGAGAUCAAGGAGGACAUAGGAAUCGGCUCCUAUUCAGUGUGCAAGAGGUGUGUUCAUAAAGCUACAGAAACAGAGUUUGCAGUGAAGAUAAUUGAUAAGAGCAAGAGAGACCCCUCUGAAGAAAUUGAGAUCCUCUUGCGAUAUGGACAGCAUCCAAACAUCAUUACACUUAAGGAUGUCUAUGAUGAUGGGAAAUAUGUGUACCUGGUGAUGGAGCUGAUGCGGGGAGGAGAGCUCCUGGACCGCAUUCUUCGGCAGAAGUGUUUCUCGGAGCGAGAGGCCAGCGCUGUGCUGUGCACCAUCACCAGGACUGUGGACUACCUGCACUCUCAGGGCGUGGUGCACCGAGAUCUCAAGCCAAGUAAUAUCCUUUACAUGGAUGAGUCAGGAAACCCAGACUCCAUCAGGAUCUGUGACUUCGGGUUUGCCAAGCAGCUGAGAGCAGAGAACGGGCUGCUCAUGACUCCCUGCUACACGGCCAACUUUGUUGCCCCUGAGGUCCUUAAACGCCAAGGUUACGAUGCAGCCUGUGACAUCUGGAGCUUGGGGAUACUCCUGUACACCAUGCUGGCAGGGUUCACUCCUUUUGCAAAUGGACCAGAUGACACCCCAGAGGAGAUUCUGGCCAGGAUUGGCAGUGGCAAGUAUGCACUUACAGGAGGAAACUGGGAUUCAGUGUCUGAUACUGCAAAGGACAUUGUGUCAAAGAUGCUUCACGUAGACCCCCAUCAGCGCCUCACAGCAGUCCAAGUCCUAAGGCAUCCCUGGAUAGUGAACAGGGAGUAUCUGUCUCAAAACCAACUCAGCAGACAGGACGUUCACCUGGUGAAGGGUGCAAUGGCAGCCACUUACUUUGCUUUAAACCGAGCACCUCAGGCACCGAGGCUGGAGCCUGUAUUGUCCUCCAGUCUGGCUCAGCGGCGGGGCAUGAAAAGACUUACCUCUACCAGGUUGUAGCAGUUCCCCCAAGAGGCCCCUUUGAAAACCCACUGUUUAUGAUUCGAGAGAUUCAUCUUUUCCUUGGCUAGCAGAAUGUUUUUGGACAACCUGCACGUGAAAUCGCCAGAACUAGCAGAAGCCCAAGCGUGAGGCAAAGUUCUCCUUUGCCUCCGUCAUUUCUUUUUACAUUCCAGCCAGGGUCCCCGGUUUAACAGCUUCACAAAGAUGCGCCAAUUUCGCAAGUAGCUCUGUUUCCUUAUUGAGGUAAAGCCAAAUAAAGUAGGCGUGCUCCAUCCUUCCCACCCUA
Messenger RNA from Pterocles gutturalis (yellow-throated sandgrouse), 1416 nucleotides. Its product is annotated as ribosomal protein S6 kinase alpha-2. Gene Ontology annotation, molecular function: calmodulin binding; calcium-dependent protein serine/threonine kinase activity; calcium/calmodulin-dependent protein kinase activity. Gene Ontology annotation, cellular component: cytoplasm; nucleus. The transcript has 9 exons. NCBI's taxonomy places the organism in Eukaryota, Metazoa, Chordata, Aves, Pterocliformes, Pteroclidae. Gene Ontology annotation, biological process: peptidyl-serine phosphorylation; intracellular signal transduction; protein autophosphorylation. The annotation marks the transcript as partial. The record is from RefSeq and is a predicted model, not a curated record.